AUGGUUGACAUACGCCACGGCGACCACCGGCCCAUCCAGACGAGUGCUGUGAUUGUGCUGGGCGCUUCGAAAUGCCAAUCAAUUCCACCGCCGUCUCCGCCAACUCCUUCAGCCUCACCGUCGGCCAAAGAGAUAGGUGACCCUGUGGAUGGCUUCAGUCUGGAUACAGAAUCUACGCGAGAGCAAUCCAUAAUGGACAGGAGACUCCACAGUGGCAUCCAUGUUUUAAACACCGAGGCCGCGGCGCUGGCAAAUCUCACAAAGCUGUACGAGGUUGAUGCAAUUGCCCGAGCUGGGUUCAAUGCCUCCAUCAAGGCUAUUACCCGACUGGCUAAGACCAAGGGAAAGCUAGUAAUCAUGGGAGUUGGCAAGUCUGGCCACAUUGGAAAGAAGCUGGUCGCUACAUUCCAAAGCCUGGCGAUUCGCUCGGUGUUUCUUCACCCUACUGAAGCUCUUCACGGAGACCUAGGCAUUGUGGGUCCGGAAGACACGCUGUUGUUCAUUACCUACUCUGGAAAGACUCAGGAGCUUCUUCUAACGUUGCCUCACCUGGACGAGAGGCUCCCUACAAUUCUUCUCACUUCUCACAUGAGACACGAUACUUGCGAGUUUGUCAAGCAUCGGCCCAACACGAUACUGCUCCCAGCGCCGAUUCCAGAGCCGGAAAAUGUAUCAUUUGGGGUUUCGGCACCAUCAGCAUCAACAACAGCUGCUCUGGCAUUGGGAGAUGCGUUGGCCAUCACAGCCGCUCACGAGCUUCACCCGUGUGUCUCGACAAUGUUUGCCAAGAACCACCCUGGCGGUGCUAUUGGUGCUGCAGUGGCAUCUGCGGCCCGAGGUCCGCAGACUAUAGGUCACAUUUCAGUCCCAUGGGACGAGAUUGACGUUGCCGAUGGGCUGACCAGCGACGAUCUUGCAUCGAGUUUGCUCCGGGCAGCGUACAAGUCUAAAGCGGGCUGGGUUAGAGUCGGCGACGAGAUUGCAGUCCCGAGUAAGAUUCGAGCGUUGAGUGACGCAGACAUGGUGAGACCUAUCAAAGAGGUCAUGGGCAUCACGGUGUCCCGCCAACAGAUGUUGGCCAUGUCGUCGGAGACAACGGUCCGCCAGGCGCGAGACAUAUUGGGAGACAUGCAGUCGCCUCAAAUCGAAGAGCAAGAACAAGCAAUCGGCGGAGCUGGAUCGGUCAUUGCAAUUACCAGCAACGGGAGCAUUAUCGGCGUUUUGGAGGUUGAGCAAGUCCUUGAAUAUCAGGACGCAUGAAAACUUGACAAAGAGGAGGAAAGGGAAAAGGAAGGCUUCAUGACGAGUCCACCUCAAUCAUUGUGUAACAAUGUGGUAAUCAGGUGUCAUUUUUUUAGGGCGGCAGCAUGCAUUUAGAGGAACCUUCGUUAAGGUUAUUUUGAGCGAUACCAGGCCACGCAAGAGUCGAUUGGGUAUUACCAUCCCCACCAUAUGUAUUUACGAAUAGCUGCAGGCUUUAUUGAUUCAACGUGCAUAUACUACUAGGCAUUAUAUUACAACAAGGAGGCCAACUGGCAUUAUCAGAG
This is a messenger RNA of Trichoderma virens Gv29-8, 1547 nucleotides long. RefSeq lists its product as uncharacterized. The coding region runs from base 1 to 1260 and encodes 419 amino acids. The transcript has a single exon. Gene Ontology annotation, biological process: carbohydrate derivative metabolic process. The record is from RefSeq and is a predicted model, not a curated record. Gene Ontology annotation, molecular function: carbohydrate derivative binding. Lineage: Eukaryota; Fungi; Ascomycota; Sordariomycetes; Hypocreales; Hypocreaceae.